ACACGAACAGUGGAUGAUUUCAUGAUGAAAAAAAUGGAUCACAGGAUAAACUUCAGUUUGCCAGCUAUGAAUUGUCAGUAUCUGCCAUGUUUGCAUUACAGAUGAAAUACAUGGGAAAAAUCAACCUUAAUAUUGAAAUCACAAGGUGCUGUUCUGAGUACCUACAAAAGGAAGACACAUGAGAUGUGUCCCUGUGCCUCGGAGCUCAUGUCUGGCUUGGGGGACAGACGUGCAAGCACCUAAGGAGCAUGAGUGCCGUCCAUACUGCUGCUGCAGGGACUGAACUGCCAAACCAGGAACCGAAUCAUGCGGCCUUACAAGCACAUGUGUGUUUAAUGUGGCCAUAGCAGGACCAGAUAUCUGAAAUUCGGACUGUUCCUGCUUGGGUGCCAUGCUGUCACGGGGCUGCUUGCCUGGUGCCCAGGACACAGACGAUGCGCAGUCCUCUUCCCGGGCUUGGAGCUGGGCGUUGAAGGAGGACAGUUCCCAGUGAGGAAAGACAGGGGCUGUGCUCCAGGGCUGUGUUCAUGUGCAGCCCCGGAAGCAGGAGAGGGCCUGGUGUUCAUCCAGUCAGGGGAAGUGGGACCCCGUGGGGCGUGGGAGCCGCCUUCCUGUCAUGCUGGAAGGUAUGCUCUGGGCCAAGGAGCGAAUGGGUUGGCUUUGUCUGAUGCUGGGUGGCGGCCCAGCCGCAAGUCCUGGUCCGGGUGCUGCGGCCCCUGCUCUUGACCUCCCUGGGGGGCACAGAUCGCUGCCUGACGUCCUGCCUGGGUUUCGUCCCCAUGUACCCCAUUGUGCCUGAAGGGGCUAUAAGCAGGUAAGAGGCCACCUGUGAGUCCCACCUUGGUCGCCAGCACAGGGCCACCAGCUUCCCAGGCCCUCCUCGCUGUACCGGGAGCUCAGGCUGCCCACAUCCCCCAUGGGCGGAGGCUGGGCCUUUCUUCCCACCAGGACUUAAGGACAGGCUGACUGAUUCCUGCAGGAGGAGGGGGUUUCAUGAAAAAAGCACAGGACAUGGUCUGUGGAGGAGCCGUGCACACAGCGAAGGGCACAGGUUUCGGAGUCAGACUGCGCUCUCCUUUCCUGUGCCCUGGGACCUGUCUUGUAAAAGGCUCUGAGAUGCACCUGCAGGGCUGCCUGAGGAUGGAAUGUACCGAGACAGGGAGCUCCGGCACAGUCAGCCUGGAGGGGCUCACAGCGCGUCUGUCACCUUCAUCACCCGGGUUCCCACCACUGUUCGCAAGAUGCUGGAGGUGAAACACAGAUGCCAGGAAGCCAUCUGAUCACCCUUGGUCCCCCGGCUGGUGGAGCACGGUGGGGAACCAGGGGUCCCGCCUCCCUUCUUCCAGUGGUGGUGGCUCUACAGGGAGAGCUGCAUGGUGACAAGGGACACAGAAAGUUGCCUCUGACGCUGGGAUCCUGAGCAGUCAUGUUUCGGGGGCGGGAGGAACCUGGGCCCAGGAAUCUGUCCGCAGCCCUUGUCAGCCGCUGGGAGGCGCGUCUGUGUCAGCUGCAGAUCUGGGACACGGCUGGCCAGGAGCGCUUCCGCACCAUCACCCAGAGCUACUACCGCAGCGCCAACGGGGCCAUCCUGGCAUACGACAUCACCAAGAGGAGCUCCUUCCUGUCAGUGCCUCACUGGAUCGAGGACGUGAGGAAGUACGCGGGCUCCAACAUCGUGCAGCUGCUCAUCGGGAACAAGUCGGACCUCAGGGAGCUGAGGGAGGUGCCGCUGGCCGAGGCGCAGAGCCUGGCAGAGCACCACGACAUCCUGUGCGCCAUCGAGACGUCGGCCAAGGACUCGAGCAACGUGGAGGAGGCCUUCGUGAGGGUGGCCACGGAGCUGGUCAUGCGGCACGGGGGCCCUCUGCUCAGCGAGAAGGGCACUGACCACAUCCAGCUGGACAGCAAGGACGUCGGAGAGAGCUGGGGCUGCGGGUGCUGACCGGGGUGCAGGGCAGGCAGGCGGGGCUGCCCCACCUCCUCCCGCCCUGUGGCCUCCUCGCCCAGCCCUCCAGAGCUGGCCUCCAGGGUGCCAGCCAGAUAAAGGCCUGGAAUUACCCCGCCUGUGGCCUGGAUGCUUGAUGGGAGCACUGCCCUCCAGGAAGGAAGAAGCAGGAUUCCUCCCGCGGGAGGCCCUGUUGGCACAGGGUAGGGUGUGGGGCCCUUCCUGCCAGCCAGCUGCUGUCCCCGCCACACGCGGCACGUCCCAGGACUGGCGCGAGCCCAGCGGUGUGGACCUUGGCCCAGGGGCUGGGAGUGGGCCUCCUGGGCUACACGCUGCCUGGUUAGGACCGUUUCACACGAGGCUGUAGCAGGGUGUUGCUUUCCAGGGAUGUGACCGGAGCUCCGGGUCCUCCCAGGGCAUUCCAGGGCCUCCUGUGCAGGAGCAACGGCCCAGCAGACUCAGUCCUGAGCUUCGUCCCGGGGUUUCCCUACCUCCCUCCUUCCUUCAAGGCCAGCUCCUGCCUCAGCCGGGCCUCCCUGUCCCAUUUCCAUGGAGCUUCUCCUUUUCACCGGAACAACGGUGGGUCACAGCCCACAGCGCUCGUCUGCUGGCUUGGGGCCCAAAGUUUUGCCACUCAGGUUGCAAAAGCAGUGAAUCCUUUAGCUCUGGCUCUCGGAAGCUGGGGGGUAGUGGGAAUGAGACAGGAGUGCGGACAUUUAAGGGAAAAGUAAACGCUCGCACCCCUGAGCCCAGCCUGUCCCACCUGACUUGCAGAGAUCCUUCGUGCCACGUUCAGAGUGCCAGCUCCCCCGCCGCUCCCAGACCAGCUUAGAGAGUUUCCUGCACAGAAAAGGCGAGGCCCUGGCAGGCCUGGGUCUGGGCCCACCCACUCUAAUGGUCUCUGCAUACGCUGGACACUGAGGUUAGACAGCAGGGGACCAGGGUCACUGGGGCCCUUGGAAGCAGCACCGUUCCCUGGGUGCAGCUCAGAGGAGCGCAGGGACUGGACUGGGGGAGCAGGUGGUCUUCCCAGGCCAAUCCCAGUCACUCCCAUCAGCCCAGUUCAGCCCUGCAGGCCCCCCGCCCCAGUGUGGGGCCCCAGGAAAUCAGCUGCUCUCAGAGCCAUGGGCGAGGCCACAUCAGGGAGACACAGCCCAGGGCCCCUGAGAGCCCAGAGGUGCCGCACAGCUGCAGUCGGGCUCCCUGCCUUCCAUCCCAGCACCUGGUCUGCGUCAAACCCUCCCAGGCAGGCCUGGACACAGAGCAGGAAGUCAGACCUUGCCAGGCAGCCCCAGGAGGCAGGUCAGGCAGGGCUGCUGGCCCUUCCAGCCGCGGAGGCUGAGCCUGGUCCUGGAGGGGAAGGACGCUGGCCUGGACGGGCCAGGAGCUGCUGAGCAGGGGUCAGCCCGCUGUCGGCCGAGUGGGCUGGGAAGUGGGAGCAAGAAGGCUGCCUGGCUUCCCUCCCCCGUCCCUGCUAAUGGGAUGGGGCCCAGCCCCUCCACCUGCACUGAGGGGUUCCCCAGAGAGGGGCCCCCUUCAGGCCAAGGGCAGAGGUCCUCCAGCCCCAUGACCUCUCUGCAGGGGGCUGAUGUUUGGGCAGAGCUGGGUGUUCAGUCCAGGCCCAGCUGGGAGAGAAGUCUCACGAAGACCACCUUGCACAGACCUGCUGCUCUGGGGGGUGGGGUGCAUGCAAGGAGCAGCGGCCGGGACUGUGCCCCAGUUCCAGCGAGCACAGGUACUGACCCCGGGCCCAGGGCUGCCUCACAGGGCUUAGGGAAGGAGGGAGGCCCCCAGCUCACCUCCUCCAGAAGGAGCCCUGCCGGGCUGCCGGCAGCAUCCGGCAGUCCGCAUCCAGGGUGCGCAGGUACAGGAAACACCGGUGACAGGGGCUCACCUGCCACCUUGGGCUGUGAGCCAUCCCCCUACUCCUGUGCCCGGAACCCUGCACAGGGGAGGGGGCCUCACGGUGGCCCUUCCUCACCCAGAACCAAGGAAGCAGCACUUCACUCUCUCCUUUCACAAUCCCAGGGCCCAGUGGGUCUCCUGCCACCCAUCCUCCGCAUGGAGCAGCCUCGCUCCAGGGCUGUAGCCUAGAACUCAGGGGUCAUUUCGGGCUCCCCACUUUCUCCCCCACCCUACAACCGUGCCCCCUGCCCCUCUGCCCAGAUGGGCCCCAUCCCCUCCCCUGGAUGCCUCCCUGACCUCUUUGGCCUGGGCUUCCACCAGCCCAGGCACCAUCCUGCUGCUGUGAGGGGGGCAGCUAUGAAAGGUCCCUCCCCCAUCCUGACACCUUCCAGUCGCCCCCGGGGCCCUCGGGAUGUCCAUCCUCACGCGGGUGUCCAAGGCCUCACACAGCUCCAUUCUUUCUUACCUGCACCGUCUUGCCCACAGGAGCAGCUUCUGUCCAGGCACACCCCUUCCUGCCCUGCCCCCCUUACCGACCCUGCCCUUGAAUACGUGCCAUUUAGAAUCCCACAGAUGACCAGCUGGUCCUUUGCUCAUCGUACCCCCUGGCAAGAAUGCAUUCCUUCCCUACCCACCCUAGGCCUGCGGCCUGAAGCCAUUUCCUACGGAGGCUUCCCGUCCUCCGUCUCAGAGCCAAAUGCUAGCGCUCAGGGCCUCCCUGGGCGCGCUGCUGGCUGCCUGCUCUGGGGUGCCCUGGCAGAUAGGGGCCUCACUACCUCUCUGGGCCUAAGUCCCCUGUCAGAUGGGCCCGGACGGAUGGACUUGGCCAAGGGACAACGGGAAGUGUGUAAGACAGCACGGCCCCGCCUCUUCCCUCUCCCAGGGCCUCUUCCUUUGUUUAUAAGUUACCCAAGAACAGGAGCAGGUGAGGUCAGGGGUCAGGGGCCAGGAGAGGAAGCCCGGCAGGAGGGCCAGGAAGUGUCCCAGCCAUCGGGCGGAGGAGGGCGGUCUGUGGCCUGGGCUGAAGGACCAGUGGAAGGCUGGUGUUUUAUACUCCCGGGAGGGGGACAGGCAAGGGACAGGGAUCCUGACUCCUGAGCCAGAGAGGUGGGCCCGGUCCAGAGGGCGGGUGGGUGUUGGGGGUGGAGCUCAAGGACACAGGCCCCAGCAGGCGUGAAGCUGGAGGAAAUUCCUAAUUCACAUUGAAUGCAGUUACUUCUCCCCGGAGGGCUGCCGAGGCUGGGGCCUCAGAGACCUCUGAGCCUGCACCUGGGCUGGGAUGGGGAGGGCCUCAGCCCAAGGAUGCCAUGGCAUUUGGGGAUUUUUCACAUUGCCUAUUUAUGAAUAUAUAAAUCUUUAUAGCGAAUCUAUUUUUUAAAACAUGGAAAAGUUGCCUUUAUGGAGACUUAGCAGAGCCAGAGUGUACGCAUUCCUAAACUAUUAAACGUUUCUGUAACGAG
Delphinapterus leucas (beluga whale) is the source of this 5310-nucleotide messenger RNA. It is a transcript of the gene RAB43, whose product is annotated as RAB43, member RAS oncogene family. Gene Ontology annotation, molecular function: GTPase activity; GTP binding. The record is from RefSeq and is a predicted model, not a curated record. NCBI's taxonomy places the organism in Eukaryota, Metazoa, Chordata, Mammalia, Artiodactyla, Monodontidae.